This is a messenger RNA of Anopheles aquasalis, 718 nucleotides long. RefSeq lists its product as uncharacterized. The record is from RefSeq and is a predicted model, not a curated record. Lineage: Eukaryota; Metazoa; Arthropoda; Insecta; Diptera; Culicidae.
CCGUUUCCAGGACCACAGUUGAGUGCCAAGGAUGCGUUGCUUGUUUGAAAACUGCAAUUCUUCGGGUCCAGCUGGGGUGGUACGUUAUUUUCCGUUUCCUGUGACGGAUUAUGCCUGCGAUCGGCUGCGACGACUGGCCAAAAAGCGUUUUUUUUGGUGGUGUCGCAUCUGUGGUGUCGACCACACGCGAAUGCUGCAUCAAUUGUGGGUUUGCUCACAACACUUCCUCACAGGGCGAUGCGCACCACUAUGGGAUGUAUACGAUCCCGAUUGGGUACCAAGUUUAUACAUACCAGCGAUCAAACGUGCCGUACCAUCAGCGAACAAAUUUAACGAGAACGAUUUCAUUGACAAGGAAAAUUUGGCCGAAGAGAGAAUCACCAAUCCAUUUUGGGAAACGACUGUUACACUACGGAAUGAGCUGAUCGAUGAAAUCAUAGCCUAUCCAAUAGGUCGUGCCUACGCGAUCUUAGAUGGACAGAACGAUCUGCACAGAAACUGUGGCGCCGCAUACGAUAUCACUGGGCUACCGGAGGAUCUGAGAAAUUGUCUUACACGCAACUCAUCCGUGCCGGGUGCAGCUCCGGAACUGUUUUCCUCCAACGCUGCGGCUAUAACGAUCGUCAACCUGGCAUUGCAACCGCGGUGGGAAACUGAGCAGAUUAUCAUGAAAUUACAACACAGCGUUCUACAGCUCAUAAACCUGAUGGAAGAAUGA